Messenger RNA from Arvicanthis niloticus (Nile rat), 1179 nucleotides. It is a transcript of the gene Hras, whose product is annotated as HRas proto-oncogene, GTPase. Gene Ontology annotation, biological process: signal transduction. Gene Ontology annotation, cellular component: membrane. Gene Ontology annotation, molecular function: GTP binding; GTPase activity. The record is from RefSeq and is a predicted model, not a curated record. Lineage: Eukaryota; Metazoa; Chordata; Mammalia; Rodentia; Muridae.
CGGGCCCGGCCAAGUCCCCGCCGUCCGCUCCCGGCGCCCGCAGCCCGAGCCGCACCCGCCGCGGACGGAGCUCAUGCGCGGGCCCAGCCGGCGCCCGUCCGCGCCCCCGCCCUGCCCCGGCCCCGGCCCCGGGGGCAGUCGCGCCAGCAAUCGGUGGGGCAGGAGCUCCUGGAUUGGCAGCCCCUGUAGAAGCGAUGACAGAAUACAAGCUUGUGGUGGUGGGCGCUGGAGGCGUGGGAAAAAGUGCCCUGACCAUCCAGCUGAUCCAGAACCACUUUGUGGACGAGUAUGAUCCCACUAUAGAGGACUCCUACCGGAAACAGGUGGUCAUUGAUGGGGAGACGUGUCUACUGGACAUCUUAGACACAGCAGGUCAAGAAGAGUAUAGUGCCAUGCGGGACCAGUACAUGCGCACAGGGGAAGGCUUCCUCUGUGUAUUUGCCAUCAACAACACCAAGUCCUUUGAAGACAUCCAUCAGUACAGGGAGCAGAUCAAGCGGGUGAAAGAUUCAGAUGAUGUGCCAAUGGUGCUGGUGGGCAACAAGUGUGACCUGGCCGCUCGCACUGUUGAGUCUCGGCAGGCCCAGGACCUUGCUCGAAGCUACGGCAUCCCCUACAUUGAAACAUCAGCCAAGACCCGGCAGGGUGUGGAGGACGCCUUCUACACGCUAGUACGUGAGAUUCGGCAGCAUAAACUGCGGAAACUGAACCCACCUGAUGAGAGUGGUCCUGGCUGCAUGAGCUGCAAGUGUGUGCUGUCCUGACACCAGGUGAGGCAGGGACCAGCGAGACAUCUGGGGCAGUGACCUCAGCUAGCCAGAUGAACUUCGUAUCCACUUUGAUGUCCCUGCUCCCCCAAUUCUGCCAAUCCCCCUGCCUGCAGUCAGUCAUGUCCUUUGUGCCCGCCCCGGCACAGGCUCAGGACGUGGAGGUGCCGGAUGCAGGGAGGAGGUGCUGACGGAAGGAAGGAAAGAGGAGGGAAGGAAGGAAACGAUGCUGGAGCCAGGCCAGGCCAGGGAUGGUGGACAGAUGUGACCAAGACCUUCGCAUGGACAAUUUGAACAGACUGUCAUGAACUGUCCCUGUUGUCACUGGCACCCAAGUCCUCCACCCCUCUCAGUUCCCUCCAGGCGCCUAUGAGGGCACAUAUUGAAUCACAGUAAAUUAUUUGACGGUCUU